Molecule: messenger RNA, 648 nt
Organism: Medioppia subpectinata
Lineage: Eukaryota; Metazoa; Arthropoda; Arachnida; Sarcoptiformes; Oppiidae
Source: the annotation of a GenBank genome assembly
AUGGAUUUCAAUCGGUUUGACAACACUUUCUUCGGACUAAUGGAUGAAUUGGUGUUUCAAUUAAAACCAGAGGAAAGGAUAGUAUUGGAAACAGUAUACGAGGCCAUUAUGGAUGCGGGCAUAAAUCCGGACCAAUUGCGGGGCAGUAGACGUGUCGGUGUAUACGUCGGGACGACUGUCUAUUCAAACAUUGACAAUAAGGUUGAAGACACGCAACCGGAUGUGAUGACACCAAUGGACUUAUUCACAACAAUAAACGUGAUAAAUAUUAAGGCCGAUAACAGGAUAUCCUAUGUGUUUGAUUUCAAGGGCCCGUCGAUGAGCAUUGACACUGCCUGCUCGGCCUCAUUGAGUGCAUUAAAUGUGGCAAUAAAUGACCUAAAACUAGGUAAUAUUGAUUACGCGGUGAUCGCCGGCAUUCACACAAACCUACAGCCGGUGUCCGUACAGAUCGGACAGGAGGGAGGGAUUCUCUCCCCGAAGGGUCAGUCCUGUCCUCUCGACGAGUCGGCCGACGGUUUUGUGAAGGGAGAGGCCGUGUGUUGUGUACUCUUACAGCGCCGGCAGUCGGCCUGUCGUGUGUACGCCAGCGUCCGAUCGGUCGGUAUUAACAACGACGGCAAGAAGACUAUCGGUAUGUUUUGCCCC